Molecule: messenger RNA, 2319 nt
Organism: Neoarthrinium moseri
Lineage: Eukaryota; Fungi; Ascomycota; Sordariomycetes; Amphisphaeriales; Apiosporaceae
Exons: 3
Coding region: 1-2319 (772 amino acids)
Biological process (GO): glucan catabolic process
Molecular function (GO): beta-glucosidase activity
Source: RefSeq, a predicted model, not a curated record
AUGGCGACUGAGGCGCUGCUCCCCCAGCUUACGCUGGAGGAGAAAGUUUCACUCCUAUCUGGUAUCGACUUCAGGACAACACCAGGCAUCCCACGACUCGACAUUGCCCAACUUGCUACCAGCGACGGAAUCAACGGGGUUCGACCUGCGGCUCAUGACAGCGACAUGUCAACGGCAUGCUUUCCAAAUACAACCUGCCUGGCAUCAACCUGGGACGCUGAGCUGCUUGCAAAGAUGGGCGAACGACUUGUGCCUGAAGCUCACAUGAAGAGCGCACAAUUUAUCCUUGGACCUACCAUCAACAUCCACCGCGAUCCUCGAGGCGGCCGAAACUUCGAGUGCUUUAGCGAGGAUCCUUUGCUCUCUGGUCAGCUUGCUGGUGCUAUUGUCAACAGCAUACAGAAAGCAGGAGUAGGCUAUAACAAGGUAAACGGCGAGUUCUGCUCACAGAACAAGCCUUUGAUGGAUGUCUUACGGAAUGACUGGGGAUAUAAAGGAUUCUUCAUGUCAGAUUGGUUUGGAACCCAUGCUACGGUCGAGCCCAUCAAAGCCGGACUUGAUCUUGAGAUGCCAUUCCCAAUCUAUCGGAGUGGCAGGCUCAUUGAAGCAGUCAAAUCUGGUCAGGUCACUAUGGAAGAGAUCGAUGCACGUGUGACUAGAAUGCUGGACGUCCGCGAAAGAACCAAACCCAGCCAUCGCAACGAGCCUGAGGCUUCCGAGCCGAGCGAAGAAACAAUCAAGGUCAUUCGAGACCUCGCAGCUGGUGGUAUAGUUCUUCUAAAGAAUGAUAAAGGCGUUCUUCCGAUCAAACCCCCAAAGAUUGCGCUCAUUGGCGAGUUCGCUCAGCGACCUGUGGUUACGGGAGGCGGAAGUGCAUCUUGCAAUCCGCAAUAUUGGCUCUCUCCGUUGAAUACCAUACAGCGGGCAUUUGGGGAAUCUUUCACCAUCGGCCAUUCGCCCGGCGUACGUACGCGCCGUGUUAUUCCCAUCGCAUCGAAAGAGCUUCUCCAGGCUGAGAAUGGGCAGGCUGGCGUGCACGUCCGGUACUACAACGAUGAUAAUCCAGAGCCCAUCUUCAAAGAAUACCUAGAAAAGGCCACUGUAUGGAUGCUAGGGGAUUUGAAACCUGGUCUCAGGAUCCCUGGCUCCUAUCUAACAAUGACUACGAAAUUAACUUCACCUAGCACCGGAAAGCAUACACUCGCGGUCCGUGCUACUGGAACAUUUUCACUUCUUGUCAAUGGCCAAGAAGUCCUCUCAGGGAUGCAGCCUGAUGUCACCACUGAACAAACUCUGUUUAACCACGCCCUCUUAGAGUUUCGUACUGAAGUGGCUUUGAUUGGCGGUCAGUGUUAUGACAUUCUGCUGUCAAUGAAAUCCCGUGACAGGGUCACUAUUGGCGAACCCACUCCCUAUGCGGUCACCCUCUGUUUCGAAGAGACCUACUCAGAGGAAGCUGCCAUUGCCGAUGCGGCAAAGCUGGCUCAAGAGUCCGACACCACGAUCAUCUUUGCCGGGCGAGAUGGCCAAUAUGAGUCCGAAGGAUUCGAUCUGGAGAGCAUUAAAAUGCCAGCUAACCAGACAGCUCUUAUUAAAGCUGUGACGGCGGCAUCGAAACGGACAGUUUUGGUUCUCCACUCUGGCAAUCCGAUUGAUGUCAGUGAGUUCGUUGAUGAUGUGGAUGCGGUAUUGGCUGCACACUUCUACGGCCAGGAAGGGCCGAAUGCAUUGGCCGACAUUCUGACUGGGCAAGUAAAUCCGAGUGGACGGCUUGCCACCACAUGGUACAAGACUCUGAAGGACUCGCCCAGUUUCAGACACUUCCCUGCCGUUAAGUCGGCCAAUGGAAGUGUCACCAUCAAUUACCAAGAGGGUUUGAAGCUGGGUUAUCGUCACCCUGAUUUAACUGGCGUCAGAUGGCCAUUCGGCCACGGCUUGUCGUACACGAAAUUUGAAUAUACGGAUUUAGUGGCGACAGUGGUUGAGAGUGAGUCAGCGCCGUCAAAGCUGAUGUGCAGAGUGAAAGUCAGCAAUAUUGGCAGUGAGGCCGGACGAGAGGUCGUUCAAGUCUACGUCACACCCGGGUCGACAGCGUCGGUUUGGCGACCUGAGCGAGAGCUCAAAGGCUUCAAGAAACUACUGCUUCAGCCAGGCGAAUCCAGCAUGGUCGCUGUAGAGGUUGACUUGAAGGUAGCGUGCAGUUAUUGGGACGAAGAGAAGGAAUCAUGGUCGCUCAAUGAAGGCACAUAUGGUGUCCUUGUAGGAAAUUGUAGCGCGGAGUUUGCCGUUACCCAAGCAUUGACUUGGAACCAUUUAUAA